GCGCGGCGCGGCGGCGGCGGCGGCGCUGGGCGGCCGGGCGGAGGUGGCAGCAGUCCUGGGCCCAGGCCGGGGCUCCCCGGGCCUUCAGGAAGAUGCUACCAAGUACUUCAGUGAGUUCUUCGAUGCAGGGGAACGGAGUAUUGAACUCCAGGGAUGCAGCGAGACACACGGCUGGAGCAAAGCGCUACAAGUACCUCAGAAGGCUUUUUCGGUUUCGGCAGAUGGACUUCGAGUUUGCCGCGUGGCAGAUGCUGUACCUGUUCACUUCCCCACAGAGGGUUUAUAGAAACUUUCAUUACCGGAAGCAAACAAAGGACCAGUGGGCUAGGGAUGACCCUGCUUUCCUGGUCCUCUUAAGUGUCUGGCUCUGUGUAUCCACCAUAGGAUUUGGCUUUGUGCUGGACAUGGGAUUUUUUGAGACAAUAAAGCUGCUCCUGUGGGUUGUAUUCAUAGAUUGUGUAGGUGUUGGCCUUCUGAUAUCAACAUUAAUGUGGUUCAUCUCCAACAAGUACCUAGUGAAACGGCAGAGCAGAGACUACGAUGUGGAAUGGGGAUACGCUUUUGACGUGCAUCUGAAUGCAUUUUACCCGCUUCUAGUCAUUCUGCAUUUUAUCCAGCUCUUCUUCAUCAACCAUGUCAUCCUCACAGACACAUUUAUUGGAUAUUUAGUUGGAAAUACCUUGUGGUUGAUUGCUGUUGGCUAUUACAUCUAUGUAACCUUCCUGGGAUACAGUGCACUGCCGUUUUUGAAAAACACAGUGACCCUACUCUACCCGUUUGCACCUCUCGCUGUGCUGUAUGGCCUGUCGCUGGCACUGGGCUGGAACUUCACCCACAUGCUGUGCUCCUUCUACAAGUACAGAGUGAAGUGACAAGUGACGGCAGCAUUGUGGCUGAACUGUCUGGUACUGGGGAAGGGACAUGCUCUUGUAAAGUCUGUAAAUUAUCUUUGUACAUAUCUUAAAGAUGUAAAGUUUACAAAUUUGAGGUGAUACUAACACUUAUCUAGACCAUUCCUUAAAACCAACCAAAUGUACAUUUCUAAUAGAUAUUUUUAAACGAAA
Messenger RNA from Phodopus roborovskii (desert hamster), 1064 nucleotides. It is a transcript of the gene Unc50, whose product is annotated as unc-50 inner nuclear membrane RNA binding protein. The transcript has 6 exons. Gene Ontology annotation, cellular component: Golgi membrane. The record is from RefSeq and is a predicted model, not a curated record. Lineage: Eukaryota; Metazoa; Chordata; Mammalia; Rodentia; Cricetidae. Bases 93 to 872 code for a protein of 259 amino acids.